This is a messenger RNA of Trichomonas vaginalis G3, 1866 nucleotides long. RefSeq names its product thienylcyclohexylpiperidine binding. The record is from RefSeq and is a predicted model, not a curated record. Bases 1 to 1866 code for a protein of 621 amino acids. Lineage: Eukaryota; Parabasalia; Trichomonadida; Trichomonadidae. Gene Ontology annotation, molecular function: protein binding. Gene Ontology annotation, cellular component: cilium. The transcript has a single exon.
AUGAGUUUAGCAUCUGGAUUCACUUCAGUUUUCUGCUCAAGUGAAGACCCGAGCUAUCCAUUUGAAAACUUAUUCAAGGACGAUAUUCCAGCUGGUUGGAUUUCAAUGCCAAAUCCUUCAUUUCCAAUAGAAUCUAUUGUUGACAUGAAGGCGCCAUUUGUUAUGAAUGGCUUGGACAUUGUAAGUCAUGAAUUUAUGAUUGCUAACAGAAUUGAUUUAUUCGGAACACUUGACGAAAAAUUAGAUAAGAAAACUCAGUGGUUUUCAAUCGGAUUUUUCACAUUCAACACAAAUCAAAGAAGCCAAUGGGUUGCUCGUGAACUUAAGCACGUAACAAUCGAAAAUGUUACAGUCAGAUAUCUUCGAAUUUUAAUUGAAGGUGUCCAUGAUGUUCCGCCAAAUAGAGACAACAGAUGUGCUCUCAUUUCGCUUACAUUCAAUGGACAUAAAGAAAUUAAGCCUAGAAUGACAGGAUUAUCCGAAUUAGUUGAAGAUUUAACAAAUGCUAAAAUAGCAGCAGUCGAAGAAGAAAACUAUUCUACUGCAGCGCAAUACAAAGAUCAAUUACUCAAUAUCGAAGAAAAUAAAGACGAAUUAACAACAUUAUUUAACCAAAAAGUUGAAUUUCUCAAACAAGAAGAAUAUCUCGAAGUCGAAAAUGUCAUGCAACGAAUCAACUCGAUCAUUAAACGUCCGCGCGAUGAAAUUGAAGAGCCAAUUGAAGAAAUACCUCAACAUCCGAUCACAAUUACCGAACCAAUACCAGAACCUAUACCAGAACCAACACCUCCAGCUGUUUCUGUUGAAGAACAGCCACUCCAAGAGAUGCCUCAAACUGAUACUCUUAUUCAAGUCAAUGAAGAUGCCGGAUUCUUCCUUACAGGCUUCGACAAGAACACUACAAUUGCUAUUGCACCAGAAGAGCCCGUUGAGCAGCCUCCACCUGAAGAAAUCCCAGAAGAACCGCCUCAACCAUCUCCUGUUGAAGAAGAGCCAGAACCGCUUCCUCCUCCGAAGAAACAAAGGUCUAUCGAUGUCCAAGACUCGCCAAGACGCAUCGCGCCGCCUAAAGAAAGGGUUCCAAGAUUCAGUAAACCUCCACCAGACUCUCCACCGAAGAAUGAUACUCCUGAUGAGUUAUCUGAUGAACAUAAGAGUGAAGCUGCAACUUUGAUAUCGUUAUUCGGUGAAAAAGUUGUUGCAAUCGCUUAUUCCCAAAAUUGGUCGCUCAGAGUUCAAGGAUUGGAGAAGCUUUGCGAGUUGAUAAAAGGCCUAAAGACGAAACCAGAACAGACGCGUGCUCUAAGUGGAAUUUUACCUUUAAUGAGAAGAAGAUUCGGAGAUGGCUUGAAAGCAACGUAUUGUGCGGCCGUUGAACAGAUGAUAAAUAUUCUUGAAGCCCUCAAAGUCGAAGGAGCUGAGCUCGGAUCUGCUGUCCACGUUUUGUUUCCGAUCGCAUUAUCAAAAGUAGGAGACACAAACGUCAGAAUUGAUGAAGUAUCGAAUACUUUUGUCCUUUGGUGUGCAGAUAAAGAUAAAUGGGCAAGAGAAGAGCUUCAACAAUACGCAAUUAAGUCUCCACCAUCAAAUCAAUACCAUCUUCAAAAGGCCAAGCUAAUAUUAAUCGAGAAAAUUAUCGAAAAAUACGGAAUUGGUGAUAAAGGUAAGGUAAAACUUGGAGAAGUCAUGGGAUUAGUUGCUCCUUGCUUAGAUUCACGUAAAGAAGAGGUCAGAAAGAUGGCAAUCAAGUUAACAAUCUCGUUGCAACAAAAAUACGGAACUGCAAUUGAGAAAUACAUGAAGAACGUUCCAAGAUUAGUUAAAGACCAAUUGGCAGCUGCCACAGCAAAUACAGAUGCGCAUUAA